This is a messenger RNA of Mangifera indica (mango), 816 nucleotides long. RefSeq lists its product as uncharacterized. The coding region runs from base 196 to 633 and encodes 145 amino acids. The record is from RefSeq and is a predicted model, not a curated record. The transcript has a single exon. NCBI's taxonomy places the organism in Eukaryota, Viridiplantae, Streptophyta, Magnoliopsida, Sapindales, Anacardiaceae.
UAAUAUUGCAUGACCAAGCCCCUAACUCGGAAACUUUUUGGCUUUUCGGGAAAGUACUAAUCCCUCGCCAAUCAUCCGCUUCAGUAUAAAUCUCUCUUCUUCAUUCUUCUUCUUCUUUGUCUCAUAAUACUCCGUUUUAGCCUGUCUAAAACAGAGUGCUCAAAAUCUUCGUUCAUCAAUGCUCUGUUUUAACCAAUGGCACAGUCACCAGCAACCAAACAAACUCAGCAAGUCUCGCCGCUGGAAGUCGAGGCAGUGAAAUGCGACUCCUGUGGCUUCACGGAGGACUGCACGCCGGCGUACAUUUUGCGCGUGCGUGAGCGCUACAGAGGCCACUGGCUGUGCGGGCUCUGCGCCGAGGCCGUGAAGGAAGAGGUGCUCCGAUCAGAUAGGCUGAUCUCCACCGAAGAAGCGCUGGACCGGCACAUUAGUUUUUGCAAGGAGUUUAGAUCGUCAUCUCCGCCGAGUGAAACCGAGAACCCCAUCUCUGUUUUGGGAAGAAUAUUGAGAAGGAGCUUGGAUUCCCCUCGCCCUCGUCGCUCUAACUCCAGCAUUAUUUUCCCAGAUAUUGAAAGGGUUAAGGGCUCCUCACUGGUUAGAUCAGAGAGUUGCUUUCCAUCUCUGUCUCGUUGAAUGGCUGAUUCCAGUUCAACGGUAAAUAUGACAUAAUCAAAUAACAGAGUAACUGCGUUUUGCUAUUUAGAAUUUUUGUAUAGCUAUUUGGAACUUGAGAUUUGACCCGGAAACUGAUUAUAAUAUGGUUUUAUCUCUCUCUAUACCGUAAAUAAUUUAUUCAAUUAUUGACUCUUUCUGAUA